Molecule: messenger RNA, 1743 nt
Organism: Raphanus sativus (radish)
Lineage: Eukaryota; Viridiplantae; Streptophyta; Magnoliopsida; Brassicales; Brassicaceae
Product: polyol transporter 5
Exons: 3
Coding region: 57-1637 (526 amino acids)
Biological process (GO): transmembrane transport
Cellular component (GO): membrane
Molecular function (GO): carbohydrate:proton symporter activity
Source: RefSeq, a predicted model, not a curated record
CUCUCUCUCUCUCUCUCUCUCUCUCUCUCUCUCUCUCUCACCCCCAUACUCUCUAAAUGACAGGUUUAACGCCGGAAAACCAAGCGGUCCCUGCGCCAGCACCGGCAAGAAAACAUGUUCCGGAGUUAGGUCCGCAGGCUAAACCAAAGAGGAACAAGUAUGCAUUCGCGUGUGCAAUCUUAGCUUCCAUGACUUCUAUCCUCCUUGGUUAUGAUAUAGGAGUGAUGAGUGGAGCAAUGAUUUAUAUCAAGAGAGACUUGAAGAUUAAUGAUCUUCAAAUCGGUAUCCUCGCCGGAAGCCUCAACAUUUAUUCACUUCUUGGAUCUGGCGCCGCCGGUAGAACAUCUGACUGGAUUGGUCGGCGUUACACAAUCGUGUUGGCCGGAGCUAUAUUCUUCGCCGGAGCACUACUCAUGGGAUUCGCACCUAACUACGCUUUUCUCAUGUUCGGAAGGUUUGUCGCCGGAGUAGGAGUUGGUUAUGCCCUCAUGAUCGCACCUGUCUAUACCGCCGAAGUCUCUCCGGCAUCUUCUCGCGGCUUCCUCACCUCCUUCCCUGAGGUGUUCAUCAACGCUGGAAUAAUGCUCGGCUACGUAUCAAACCUCGCCUUCUCCAAGUUCCCUCUGAAGCUCGGCUGGAGAUUCAUGCUCGGCAUCGGAGCCGUACCCUCUGUCAUCCUCGCCCUCGGCGUCCUCGCCAUGCCCGAGUCUCCACGUUGGCUCGUCAUGCAAGGCCGCCUCGGCGAGGCCAAACGAGUCCUCGACAGAACCUCCGACUCACCCGCCGAGGCCUCCCUUCGCCUCGAAGACAUCAAAGAAGCCGCCGGAAUACCCGCCGACUGCCACGACGACGUCGUCCAGGUGUCGAGGAGGAACAGCCACGGGGAAGGAGUGUGGAAAGAGCUCCUCCUCCGCCCCACUCCGGCCGUCCGCCGCGUCAUGAUCGCCGCCAUAGGGAUCCACUUCUUCCAGCAGGCCUCCGGCAUCGACGCGGUGGUUCUCUUCUCGCCGAGGAUCUUCAAAACCGCGGGGCUCGAGACGGAUCACGAGCAGCUCCUCGCGACGGUCGCGGUGGGGAUCGUCAAGACGUCGUUCAUACUCGUCGCCACUUUCUUGCUCGACCGUGUCGGAAGAAGACCGCUGCUUCUGACCAGUGUCGGAGGGAUGGUGCUGUCUCUCGCGGUGUUGGGGACCUCUCUGACGGUUAUAGACCAGUCGGAUAAGAAAGUGAUGUGGGCCGUGGUGCUGAGCAUAGCGACGGUGAUGACUUACGUGGCGACGUUUUCGAUAGGAGCUGGGCCGAUCACGUGGGUUUACAGCUCGGAGAUAUUCCCGUUGAGGCUGAGGUCGCAGGGCUCGAGUAUGGGAGUGGUGGUGAACAGAGUGACGAGCGGUGUGAUAUCGAUGACGUUUUUGCCCAUGUCGAAAGGGAUGACGACGGGAGGAGCGUUUUACUUGUUCGGUGGGAUUGCGACGGUGGCUUGGGUGUUCUUUUACACUUUCUUGCCGGAGACGCAAGGGAGGAUGCUUGAGGAUAUGGAUGAGCUUUUUAGUGGAUUUAGGUGGAGAGACUCCAAGAAUAAGAACAAGAACUCUGGUUCGAAUCAGGAGGUUGAGAUUGGAUUAAACAAACAGUGAGCCUUUUUUUAUUAAAGAGUUUUGAAGGGAAUAUGGCAUACAAAAGAUGUAUAAAUUUGAUCAGAUAUGUAAUAUGAAAGAAAUAAUAUGUUUUCUAAACCACCAA